Messenger RNA from Melitaea cinxia (Glanville fritillary), 2017 nucleotides. Its product is annotated as carboxypeptidase Q-like. Gene Ontology annotation, biological process: proteolysis; peptide catabolic process. The record is from RefSeq and is a predicted model, not a curated record. The transcript has 3 exons. Lineage: Eukaryota; Metazoa; Arthropoda; Insecta; Lepidoptera; Nymphalidae. Gene Ontology annotation, molecular function: metallodipeptidase activity. The coding region runs from base 57 to 1478 and encodes 473 amino acids.
GUAGAGUAUUGGUCAUCUAACAUGGUCGUUCUUGUACUUUGAUAAGUAAAAAUAAAAUGUUUCUUUUUAUAUCAAUUGCUUUACUUUCGGUACUCAUAUAUCAAGUGCAAUGUGGUCCUAGGACUAAGUCUUAUUCGGAAAUAAAGCGUUGUGAUAUUGGUCAUCUGGCAGAUGAAAUAGCUUCCUACGACACUGUAGUCAAGGAUAUUAUUGACUAUGUGGUUAGCGGUCCUUUUCAAAGGAAAACGUAUGAUGAAUUGGAAAAAUUUGUUGAUAAAUUUGGCGCCCGACCCUCAGGAUCGCAAGAGCUCGAAGAUUCUAUUGAUUAUAUGAUUCAGCUAACACGAGAGGAGGAAAUAAAUGACAUCGUUACGGAAGAGCUAGAGGUACCUCAUUGGAUGAGAGGAACAGAAAAGAUUACUUUAUUAGAACCAAGAGUAAAAGAAAUCGAUUUGUUAGGUCUUGGGCGUAGUGCUACGACGCCACCUGAAGGUAUAACAGCUGAAGUAGUUGUCGUAAAAAAUUUCGAGGAGCUCUCUGAGCUAUCAAACAACGAUGUUGAGGGUAAAAUUGUUUUAUACGAUCCAAUAUUUACAACUUAUGGCGAAACUGUAGUCUAUAGAAGUCAAGGGGCAUCGAGAGCAGCAGAAAAAGGAGCUGUUGCUUCUUUAGUGAGAUCUAUUGCGCCAUUUUCUAUCAACACGCCCCACACUGGAUCACAGAAUUAUAAUGAUAACUUUAAAAAAAUUCCCGCUGCUGCUAUAUCACUUGAAGAUGCAGAUUUACUAAGAAGAUUUUAUGACCGUGGUGAAAAAAUUGUACUAAAUAUGACGAUGUUAUCAGCAUAUGAAACGAAGACUUCCAGAAAUACUAUUAUUGAUCUAAAAGGUAGAGAAGAUCCGGAAAAGUUGGUAAUUGUUUCCGGACACAUAGAUAGCUGGGAUGUAGGUCAAGGAGCCAUGGAUGACGGUGGCGGUUUAUUUGUAAGUUGGGCAGCACCAGUAAUUAUGAAAAGAUUAAAUCUAAGACCAAAAAGGACAGUCAGGUCAAUUUUCUGGACGGCUGAAGAGCUUGGGUUGAUUGGUGCCUAUGCUUACGAGGAGAAACAUAGAAAUGAAAGUCAUAACAUUAAUUUCAUAAUGGAAUCUGAUGAAGGCACUUUCACCCCACUUGGUUUGGCCGUAGCUGGUACUCAAAAAGCCCGUUGUAUUAUUGCGGAAAUUUUGAAAUUAUUUAAAUCGAUAAAUGCCUCUACAUUAGUCGAAUCUGACAGUCCCGGUUCCGAUAUAGCUGUAAUAAUUAGGAAUGGAAUUCCUGGCGCAAGUCUUCAUAAUGCAAAUGAAAGGUACUUCUGGUUCCACCACACUGAAGGAGACACAAUCAAUGUCGAAAAUCCUGAAGAAUUAGAUUUAUGUACUGCCUUCUGGACUGCCGUGACUUAUAUAAUCGCUGACAUUUCGGUUGAUAUUCCACGAUAAUUGUUACACUUUUUACUACAAACAUUCUAUUGCACAUAAAUAUUUAUGAGCUAAUAUAUUAUUAAAUUAUCAUUGAAGUAUUUAUAUUGGCAUUUAAAAAAUUAUCACAGAAUAACUUAAAUUAUAGAACAAAUGACAUUGUCAGUAAAAUAAUCGUAAAGUAAAUACUUAAUAGUUUUCAUUUUUUUAAGAAAUAUAUUCAAGAUAUUACCUACUGUCGAAUGAACACUUAAAAUGUAAUAAAGAAAGUAAGUCGAAGUUCACAGUUGUAAAAAUUAAUUUUGCGCAGUCUCGCGAUAAAUAUUCAAUGAUGUAAAUAUUUUCUGAGAUCAAAUUCAUUAAACUUAAAACAUUAUUCCGAAGUCACUACGCAGUUUGUUCUUAUAACAAUUUAUCUACCCUUAUUUAAUCAUUUAACCGACGUUGGUGAUAUCGAAUGUUAUAAUUACCUUUUUUAAAACAAACCUAUAUUGACUGUUUAAUUCAAAUAUCUAUUGAUUAGUAGUGUUGAAAUAAAAAAAUAAAAAAUAUAUAAUCUA